Ostrinia furnacalis (Asian corn borer) is the source of this 675-nucleotide messenger RNA. RefSeq lists its product as uncharacterized. The transcript has a single exon. The record is from RefSeq and is a predicted model, not a curated record. The coding region runs from base 61 to 603 and encodes 180 amino acids. Lineage: Eukaryota; Metazoa; Arthropoda; Insecta; Lepidoptera; Crambidae.
AUCGUUCAACUGCUACGCACACAAAUUGAAGAGCUUUCUCGUGCCACUGAUGCCCUUGAGAUGCGACAUCGCAGGAAGUGCCUCCUUUUUGGUGGCAUCCCCGAGGACUCAAAGGAGGAUGCCUCUGCGGUCAUCUGUGACAUACUAAGAGCCCGCUUCAACAUGUCAGACAUAACCAAAUCUGCACUGAAAGCAUGCCAUCGACUGGGAUCCAGCAGAGACGGCAGGCCACGUCCUAUCCUGGUGCGGUUUGCUGAACAUUCCACAAAAUCCUCGGUAUGGAAAAAGAAGACGGCCUUAAAGGGUACACCCACUGUCAUCUCUGAGUUUCUAACUCGGAGUAUACAAAACAUAUUCAUGGAGACACGCAAGAGGUAUGGAAUUACUAAUGUCUGGUCUUUGGAUGGCAACAUCUACGCAAAGCUGGCUGACGGGAGGCGCCGCGUUAUUACAUCCCUUGGCGAUCUGGACAUAUUGUCAGCCAACUCCAAACAACCUGCCCCAGAGGUGUCUCAGCAAGAAAGUCCUGUUCCUACGCGAGCGGAGAGGUCGAGCAAGCCCCCCGGCAUUUCACUGCGCCCCAAAAAAGUUAAGUCUAAGUAGGUAAUUUGCGGCCGGUGUAUCUACCCCCGCACUGUACUAUUGCUCUAAUUUCUGAUAGUCGAGCUUGACCCA